Messenger RNA from Cataglyphis hispanica, 2454 nucleotides. Its product is annotated as odorant receptor 42a-like. Gene Ontology annotation, cellular component: plasma membrane. The transcript is spliced from 8 exons. The coding region runs from base 217 to 1374 and encodes 385 amino acids. The record is from RefSeq and is a predicted model, not a curated record. Gene Ontology annotation, molecular function: odorant binding; olfactory receptor activity. Gene Ontology annotation, biological process: sensory perception of smell; detection of chemical stimulus involved in sensory perception of smell. Lineage: Eukaryota; Metazoa; Arthropoda; Insecta; Hymenoptera; Formicidae.
AGUGGAUCGAUGCUAUUAGUAACUUAAUACAAUUGCAUACGGAAAGUGUAAAUACAUUAGGCAAAUAAGAGGGCAAUUUGCGACAUUUAUUCUCUCUCGUGCUGAGGGGAGAAAAUUUUCUCGCGUGAAAUGUAGUAAGACGGAGAGGGGAACGAUUAUGGCGUGUUUCUCCCGUGUAACAGACUUUUCUCAGUUGUCGUCCGAUCCCCGAAGUAGAUGGAAUUCUCCCUGGAUCGGUACUACAAGUUGAAUCGCCUGCUGUUGUCCGUUAUCGGACUAUGGCCUUAUCAGAGUGCGAUGAACGCUUGGUUCCACCGAGUGCUUGCAGCUUCUUUUAUGAUCUGGAGUAUAAUCGGUCAGAUAGUUAAGAUAUGUAUGUCAGAAUUAACUGUGGAUUUUACACUCGAUUGCAUGCCCAUUAUCAUUUCUACUAUUGGUAUAACGCUGCAAUUUAUUGGCCGUAUAAUAAUUAAUGACAAAUUGAGGAGUUUACUCGAUCAUAUUAAAGCCGACUGGGAACGCACUAGGUCUCAGGAUGAAAUUAAAAUUAUGCGAGAAUAUGCCGCGAGUGCAAGAAUAAUCACGACACUAUUUUCGUUUUAUGUAAUCGUAGGUACAAGUAUGUAUAUCAUUAUCACGAGUAUCCCGCAGAUUCUCGAUGUAUUUCUACCGUUGAACGAAUCACGUUCGCGCGAACAUCCGUUUCACAUCGAACUCUUCAUCGACGAAGAAAAAUAUUUUUAUCUUAUCCGAAUUCAAAUGUAUAUUAUGUUACUGGUGGGAAUGGGAAUGAUUAUUGCCAACGGUACUAUAUUCGUUGUUUACACGCAACAUGCCAGUGGAAUGUUUACCAUACUAGGGUGCCGCGCAGAACGAUUAUUUAACCAACGUUCUUCUAAGACUGGACGAUCUAUCCGUGGAACUGAAAAAGAUUACAGGAACAUUGUACUUUUUAUUGAGGAUCAUCGCAGUGUUAUACAGUUUGUGGACAUUAUUCAAUCGAGCUACAGUUUUCAUCUUCUCAGUGAAUAUUUGUUUUUUAUGAUCCUGAUAGGCUUGACAUUGGUACAAAUAAUAAAAUUCUCCGGAUUAUCGGAUCGGCCAAUUAGAUCUAUAGCUUUCAUCAUCGGACAAUUAUUUUAUCUGCUUAUGUUUAGCUAUAUGGGUCAGCAUAUAAUUGACACGAGUGUACAGUUGUCCACGAAGCUGUAUUGCGGAAAAUGGCACAAUAUGUCCGUGUGGAAACAAAAGAUUAUGUUAUUCGUUAUGAUAAGAUGCACACGAACGGUUUCCAUUAAUUCAUGCAGUAUAUAUACUCUGAGUUUAGAAACUUUCUCAACGGUAAGCAAAAUAUCGGCGAUAUAUCGUUUAUAAAAUGCUCUCCUUAUCCUCGAUAAUGUCACUGUGAAUUUCGUUUCAAGAUUGUACAAUCGGGCAUAUCGGUUUGUAUGUUACUGAAAAGUGUAGCAAACAGUUUGUAAAUUAUUUGCAAAUAGUAGUAGCAUUUUUGCAUGUAUUUGAUAUACCUACAUAAAAUUAUUACAAAACACUUUUUUAUGUUUCAAGCUCAAAUUGCUUUAUUUUUCCCAUCUUAUUUGAAUAAAAUGCGAAGCGGUUGAUAUGUAAAAACUGUCUGCUCUCUCUUUCCUUAUAAUAAUAUACAUUAUUUAUAUAAUUUACAUAAGAAUGCAUGGUCAUAAAUUACGAGUCAUAAUCGCAAACUAUUUUUUCGUGCCCCUUUGUUUCUGACGAUCGAGUUAUAAAAUUAUCACGCGUUUUCCUUGGCAUAUAAGACUUCUCUUCAAAGUAUAAGUAGCACAUUGAAAGAAAUUUUAAAUGUAAAUGUAUAGUAUAAGUAUACGCAAAAAUAUGUUUCAACAUUUUUCUUUAUUUUGAACAGAAAGAGAAAGAGGCAGCACAUCAAAUUUUUAUUAUUGAAAACAUUUAGUCUUUAUGUAAAAAAAAUAUGGAUUUAUUUUAUUUUAUUUAAAAAUAUUAUUAACAAGUUGCAUAUAUGGAUUGAUUAUCUGCGAAAAAAAGGAGAAACAAAGUGCAUUGAGAGAGAAAAAUUUUCAGAACUUUUAAAAAAUAACAUCCGCAAAUGGAAGAUGAGAACAUGAAAUGGCCAGCAUAGAUUAAUACAUCACAAUUUCGAUAACCUCCGAAAUUUGAAUCUAUCGAAUUUAAUAUUAUAAAAUUAACAUUGAUGUAUCGCCAGUAAAUUAUUAAUUCUAGAAUAUUCAUAAAUACAUGAUUUAUAGACCAUGUCUCAUCAUCAUUCCGAUUUUCAUUUUCAAAAGGAUAAUGAGAAAGAAGGACAAAAAAAUUUAACAUAUAAUUUUAUUAUAUUAGAAGGAUUAGAAACGAUUAUUUUUCAAGAUUAUCAUUGGAAGGAAUGUUAGUACCGUAAAAUAAGACACCGAUGUUUUCAAAACCUUUAAAAAAUAUUAAAUC